GGGGGUGCGGCUCCAGGAAACGGCGCGCUCGCGGCUCUGCGCUCCGGCCAGCCCGACGCGCUCCGCACCCCCCCGCCGACCCCGCGGGACCACCCGGCGCACCCCACGGCGACAGCGGAGAGCGCGGCCCCGGGUCUGACCCUUGGACACCCCUGCACGGACAGGACAGGCGAGACGGGAGACGUGGAUGGGAGCCCCAGUGGCCAUGGGGACCCGAGCCAGGCUAGCACUGGCUGGCCAGCGGGAGCCACGAACCUGAGAAGUGGGUAGCGGGAGCGGCGGGGACCAUGACCUCGGUGUGGAAGCGUCUGCAGCGCGUGGGCAAGCGGGCCGCCAAGUUCCAGUUUGUGGCCUGUUACCACGAGCUGGUGUUGGAGUGCACCAAGAAAUGGCAGCCGGAUAAGCUGGUGGUGGUAUGGACCCGCCGGAACCGACGCGUCUGCUCCAAGGCCCACAGCUGGCAACCUGGCAUCCAGAACCCAUACCGGGGCACCGUGGUGUGGAUGGUGCCGGAGAAUGUGGACAUCUCUGUGACCCUGUACAGGGACCCCCAUGUGGACCAGUAUGAAACUAAAGAGUGGACAUUUAUUAUUGAGAAUGAGUCCAAGGGGCAGCGGAAGGUGCUAGCUACAGCUGAGGUGGACCUGGCCCGCCAUGCUGGGCCUGUGCCUGCCCAGGUUCCACUGCGCCUGCGGCUGAAGCCCAAGUCAGUGAAGGUGGUGCAGGCUGAGCUGAGCCUUACCCUCUCUGGGGUGCUGCUGCGGGAGGGCCGUGCCACGGAUGAUGACAUGCAGAGUCUGGCCAGUCUCAUGAGCGUGAAGCCUAGUGAUGUGGGCAACUUGGAUGACUUUGCUGAGAGUGACGAGGAUGAGGCUCAUGGCCUGGGAGCCCCUGAGGCCGGGGCCCCAGGCCCCCAGCCAGAUCCCCCUCGAGAGCUGAAGACACUUUGUGAGGAGGAUGAGAGCCCAGUACAGCCCCAACAGGCAGCUGCCAGCCCUUCUAGUUCUGAGGAUACCAGCCCCACCCCUGUGAGUGCUCCUGCACCCCCGGCCAGGGCCUCCCGGGGCCAGGGGUCAGAGUCGGCUGCUGUAGCUGGGGGCCAGGAGGGGCCUGAGGCCCCAAGGCCCCCAGGAACCCCACUGGAGACAAGGUCCUCAAGGCAGCCAGGCCAGGACAUGGUCCCCACCCCGGCCCCUCGGCUCCGGAAAGGCUCUGACGUUCCCCUGUCCCCAGUCCCCCAAGCGGGGAAUGAGGUCCCCAAUGCCUCAGAGGCUCCCCCUGAAGGAGUGGGUUCUGGGGAGACCCAGACCCGGAGAAGCCCUCAGGAAGGGCCCGAGGUCCAGGGAGCCAGGCCAGGCCCAGACAUUGAAGAUGCAGGCUCUAGAGACACACUGGGAGGACAGGGAUCCAAGGAUGAAGAGGGGGACACUGGGGACAGACCAGAGACUAGUGGGGAGGACACUGAGCAACAGGCAGGAGUCAGAGAGGUGAACACUAAGAAGUCAGUGGUCACAGCUGGGGAGGCUGAAGAGAGUUCAGAAUGUAGUCAAGUACAUGCUGAGCAGAGGUCAAAGGUGAGACAUGUGGCCAUGGAGGGACCGGGGGCUGCAGGGCUAAUACCUGAGUCAAGACUCAGGGCAACUCUUGAGGCUCCACCAAGGGGCUCUCCAGGGAAGAUGGGGGUCAAGACCCUGGAAGAGGCUCCCACAGGCCUGAGCCCACCCCUGACACAGACUGCAGAGCACUCUGGGCAUUUCAGUAACCUCAGAGGGGCCAGGGUUGCUGCAGGUCAGGAAAGAGAGGGUGCAGAGGUGAGGGGCGGAGCCUCUGGUGUUGGGAGGACAGGCCUGGAGCAGGGCCCCUCUGCUGGAGCAGCAAGCACCGGGCCCCAGGUGAGCAGGUUUCAGGGGACCCCAUCACCAGCUGAUGAGGGGGUGAUAUCUCAGGAUCUGAGGACCUGGGAGGCAGAAGCAGAGGAUUCAAGGCUCCUAGGAACAGAGACUGAGCUGACACAGUGGGAGGAAUUGAGGGCACAGAAGAGGGGAACAGACUCUCCAGAAAUAGAGACUGGGACAACAGAAGCUGAUUUGGGGGGCCAAGAGACAAAAGCAGCAAGAUCAGGGGUCCUGGAGUCAGAGGCUGCUGGGACAGUGGAGUCAGGGGUAUUGGGGACAGAGACUGAGAUGGCAGAGUCUAAGGUAUUGGGGACCCAACAAACAGAGGCUGGGGGUUCUGCAGAGAUUGAGAUACUGGGGAAUCAGGAGAUAUCUGGGGGUCUCAGGGUACUGAGGAUGAAAGCUGAGAUAUCAGAAUCUGAGAUAUUGGGGGCCCAAAAGACAGAGGUAGGAGGUUUUGGGGUAUCAGAGACAGAGGUUGGGGGUACAGAGACUGAAAUAUUGGGAAAUCAGAAGAUAGCAGCUGAGGGUUCGGGGGUUCUAGGGAUAAAAGCAAAGAUGGCAGAGUCUGAGAUAUUGUGGGUUCAGGAGUCAGAGGUAGGAGCUCAGGGGAUUCCAGGGACAGAAGCUGAAAUAGUGGAAACUGAGAAAUUGGGGAGCCAGGAGAUAGCAUCUGGGGGUUCAGGAGCCCCGGGGAUACAAUCUGAGAUAGGGGCCCAAGAGACAGAAGAGGGGAGCUCAGAAGUUUCAGUGGUAGAAACUGGGACAGUAGAAGCUGAGAUAUUGGGGACCCAGGGGACAGAGGCAGGAGACUCAGGAAUUCUGGAGAUAAAGACUGUAAUAGUAGAAACUGCAAUAUUGGAGAACCAGGAGAUGGCUUCUAGGGGUUCAGGAGCCCCGGGGAUACAAUCCGAGCUAGCAGGGGCCAAAGAGACAGGAGUGGGGAGCUCAGAAGUUUCAGUGGUAGAAACUGGGACAGUAGAAGCUGAGAUGUUGGGGGCCCAGGAGACUGCAGCUCAGAGUUCAGAAGUUCCAGUGAUAGAAGCUGAGCUAGCCAGGGACCGAGAGAGAGAGUUGCAGGAUGCAGGGCUCUCAGGACCAGAGACUGGAGUGGCAGAUGCUGAGGUACUGAAAUCCCAAGGGACAGAGACUACAGCUUCAGAGACUGAGGAGGCAAAGGCUGAGAUUUUGGGGGUCCAGGAGACUGGAGUCUGGGGAGCUCUCAAAUAUGAGGCUUUAAAAGUCCCAGUUACUAAGCAAAGAGUUUUAGAGUCCCAGGAAGCAGAGGCAGAGGUUUCAGGAGUACAAGAAGUAGAGACUAAAGUUUUGAGGGUCCAGGAGGCAGAGGCUAGGGCUUUGGAUGUAUCAGAGGCCAAAUCCGAGGCUUUGGGGGCCCAGAAAACAGAGAUGGGGGUUUUAGGGCCCCCAGAGAGCAAAUCUGGUAUUUUUGAGACCCAGGAAGCAGAGUCUGGGGUCUUGGGAACCGAGAAGGGGAAAGAAGCUGAGGGAAGCCUCCCAGAGGCCAACCUGACAGAAGCACAAGUAGCCAGUGGGGCAGGGGCUGGGGAGCCCAGGCCCCUCGGGGCUUCUUCCCCAGAGGAGCCUGAAGAGGACAGGAGGCUGCCGGGCAGCCAGGCACCGCCUGUCCUGGUCAGCUCCAGCCAGUCCCUGCUGGAGUGGUGCCAGGAGGUCACUGCUGGCUACCGUGGUGUCCGAAUCACCAACUUCACCACAUCCUGGCGCAACGGCUUGGCCUUCUGUGCUAUCCUACACCGAUUCCACCCAGACAAAAUCGACUAUACCUCGCUCGACCCGCUCAGCAUCAAACAGAACAACAAGCAGGCCUUCGAUGGCUUCGCCGCUCUGGGCGUGUCGCGACUGCUGGAGCCAGCGGACAUGGUGCUGCUGGCCGUGCCCGACAAGCUCAUCGUCAUGACGUACCUAUGCCAGAUCCGCGCCUUCUGCACCGGGCAGGAGCUGCAGCUGGUGCAGCUGGAGGGCGGUGGCGGCGCCGGCACGUACCGCGUGGGCAGCGCCCAGCCGAGCCAGCCGGACGACCUGGACGCCGACGGCCUGGCGCAGCGGCUGCGCGAGCACGGGGCCGAGGCGCCCAAAGAGCCCAAGGAGGCCGCGAACCGAGGGCCGGGGGCGGCACCCAAGGAGCCCUCCCGGGGCAAGGACGCGGGCUCCGCCACCAAGGACGGCGAGGCCGAGGCCACCGGGGAAGCGCGCCCCCCAGAGGCCGCGACCGACGGCCCCGGAUUCCGGGCGCCCGUGGCCCCCGUGGCCCCCGACCAGGGGCUGGUGAACGGGGCGGGGGCGCCGGGCGGUGGGGCUGGCGUGAAGCUGAGACGGCCGUCGGUCAGCGGGGAGGCCGGGCCGGUGCCUCCGCCCAGAGCGCACGGCUCCUUCUCCCACGUGCGCGACGCCGAUCUGCUAAAGAAGAGGCGAUCGCGGCUGCGGAACAGCAACUCCUUCUCGGUGGAUGAGCCGGACUCGGGAGCCGCAGGAGCCGGGGCUGCGGAAGUCCUGAGCCCUGACCCCAGCCCCGCCCCUGGCACACCCACAGCCACAGGCCUGCAGCAGCCCCCUGGUGGAAGUCCCCCCUCGGAGGAGCCACCCCCAAGUCCAGGAGAGGAGGCUGGACUGCAACGGUUCCAGGACACAAGUCAGUACGUGUGCGCAGAGCUGCAGGCCCUGGAACAGGAGCAGAGGCAGAUAGAUGGGCGGGCGGCCGAGGUGGAGACGCAGCUGAGGAGCCUCAUGGAAUCAGGUGCCAACAAGCUACAGGAGGAGAUGCUGAUCCAGGAGUGGUUCACCCUGGUCAACAAGAAAAACGCUCUCAUACGGAGACAGGACCAGCUGCAACUGCUCAUCGAGGAGCAGGACUUGGAGCGGAGGUUCGAGCUGCUAAGCCGAGAGCUGCGGGCCAUGCUGGCCAUAGAAGAUUGGCAGAAAACGGUCGCGCAGCAGCAUCGGGAGCAGCUCCUGUUGGAGGAGCUGGUGUCGCUAGUGAACCAGCGGGACGAGCUGGUGCGGGACCUGGACCACAAGGAGCGCAUCGCCCUGGAGGAGGACGAGCGGCUGGAGCGCGGCCUGGAGCAGCGACGCCGCAAGCUGAGCCGGCAGCUGAGCCGGCGCGAACGCUGCACGCUGAGCUGAGCCCGCCUGGGCCGGCCGCCGCCUUCCGCCGUCCCCGCCUCCCUCCCGGCAGCUGGUGCGGGAUCGGCGCCCCGGGCCUGCGCUGCGCUGCGGAGAACCGGGCCCUGCGGGAUGCC
Molecule: messenger RNA, 5173 nt
Organism: Castor canadensis (American beaver)
Lineage: Eukaryota; Metazoa; Chordata; Mammalia; Rodentia; Castoridae
Gene: Ehbp1l1
Product: EH domain binding protein 1 like 1
Molecular function (GO): protein binding
Source: RefSeq, a predicted model, not a curated record